AUGAGCAUCGAGACAGAGAGCCAGCCUACUCCAUCAGCAACACCUACUGAAGAUAUCUCCAAGGUCAAAGAGAUAUCACCAGAGACAUCAAAAUCAGAAGAGAAAGAGAAAGACACAUCCACAUCAAACUACUCCCCAGCAAAUCUACUCUCAAGUCUCCUCUCUCCAUUCUCUUUCUCAGGCACAUCUUCAGAGCCAACAAUAUCAAGCAAAGAAAAGAAGGAGACCAAAACUCCAACUAAAAUAUCAAUCGAAACACCAACACAAUCCCCAGAACCAUAUUACACCCCCGAAGAAACACCUCUCUUCAAGACCCUCUACAAAACCCGUCUAACAAAAACUCGCACAAAACAACUCCUCCGUGCAGGAGAGCGGGCAUACAAUGACCCACCGCCUCCACCGGGACUUGGUGAUUGCUGUGGGAGUUCGUGUGACCCCUGUGUAAGGGAUUUAUGGAAGCAAGAGAUUGGGAUUUGGAGGGAGAGAUGGGGGGAUUGGGGUGUUGAAGAUGGAGCAAAAGGGAGUGAGAAGAAAGAGAAAUUGGGGAAGAAGAAAGAGUUAGAAUGGUAG
Molecule: messenger RNA, 570 nt
Organism: Penicillium griseofulvum
Lineage: Eukaryota; Fungi; Ascomycota; Eurotiomycetes; Eurotiales; Aspergillaceae
Exons: 1
Coding region: 1-570 (189 amino acids)
Source: RefSeq, a predicted model, not a curated record